Molecule: messenger RNA, 4529 nt
Organism: Ahaetulla prasina
Lineage: Eukaryota; Metazoa; Chordata; Lepidosauria; Squamata; Colubridae
Gene: PPARG
Product: peroxisome proliferator activated receptor gamma
Exons: 7
Coding region: 115-1542 (475 amino acids)
Biological process (GO): positive regulation of transcription by RNA polymerase II; cell differentiation; negative regulation of transcription by RNA polymerase II
Cellular component (GO): nucleus
Molecular function (GO): RNA polymerase II cis-regulatory region sequence-specific DNA binding; nuclear receptor activity; zinc ion binding
Source: RefSeq, a predicted model, not a curated record
AAGACCGCGGGACCGAGAGGCGGAGCCUGCCCCUAGGACGGGCCGGGCGGGGGAACCCAUGCCACUAGAGGCGAAGGCUUCGCUCCUGCCGCGUUGACAGCGUCAGGCUUUACAAUGGUUGAUACCGAAAUGCCGUUUUGGCCCAUGAACUUUGGUAUUAGCCCAGUAGAUCUUUCUACAAUGGAUGAACACUCCCAUGCAUUUGACAUAAAGCCCUUCAGCACCGUUGAUUUUUCCAGCCUUUCUUCUCCACAUUAUGAGGAUCUCCCUCUUGCAAGAACUGAUCAGCUAGCCCUUGACUAUAAAUAUGAUGUGAAAUUUCAAGAUUGUCAAAAUGCAAUUAAAGUAGAACCUCCAUCUCCACCGUAUUUCUCAGAAAAACUUCAGAUGUAUAGUAAACCUCAUGAAGAAGCCUCUUGUUCUCUCAUGGCUAUUGAAUGCAGGGUGUGUGGGGACAAAGCUUCUGGGUUUCAUUACGGAGUGCAUGCAUGUGAAGGUUGCAAGGGUUUCUUUCGCAGAACAAUUCGUUUAAAAUUAAUCUAUGAUCGAUGUGAUCUCAACUGCCGCAUUCAUAAAAAAAGUAGAAAUAAAUGUCAAUACUGCCGAUUCCAAAAGUGCCUAGCAGUUGGAAUGUCUCAUAAUGCUAUUAGGUUUGGGCGAAUGCCACAAGCUGAGAAGGAGAAACUCUUGGCAGAGAUUUCAAGUGACAUCGACCAGCUGAACCCUGAGUCUGCUGAUCUGCGAGCCCUGGCCAAGUUGCUCUAUGAUUCCUACAUAAAGUCUUUCCCCCUGACCAAAGCCAAGGCGAGGGCAAUCUUGACAGGAAAGACAACAGACCAAUCACCAUUUGUCAUUUAUGAUAUGAAUUCCUUAAUGAUGGGAGAAGACCAGAUCAAGUGUAAACAUUUGAGCCCCAUGCAAGAGCAAAACAAAGAAGUGGCCAUACGCAUCUUCCAGCGCUGCCAGUUUCGCUCGGUGGAAGCUGUUCAGGAAAUCACUGAAUUUGCCAAAAGCAUUCCAGGUUUUGUGAGUUUAGACCUCAAUGACCAAGUAACUCUCCUGAAAUAUGGAGUGCAUGAGAUCAUCUAUACGCUCCUAGCCUCCAUGAUGAAUAAAGAUGGUGUUCUCAUAUCCAAUGGACAAGGAUUCAUGACUCGGGAGUUCCUAAAGAGUCUGCGGAAACCUUUCUGUGACUUUAUGGAACCAAAAUUUGAGUUUGCUGUCAAAUUCAAUGCACUAGAAUUAGACGACAGUGACUUGGCAAUAUUUAUAGCUGUCAUUAUUCUCAGUGGAGAUCGCCCUGGAUUACUGAAUGUGAAACCUAUUGAAGAUAUUCAAGAUAGUUUGCUGCAAUCACUAGAACUCCAGUUAAAGCUGAAUCACCCAGAAUCAUCACAGCUGUUUGCAAAAUUGUUGCAGAAAAUGACAGACCUCAGACAAAUUGUAACAGAACAUGUGCAGCUGUUGCAAAUUAUAAAGAAAACGGAGACAGAUAUGAGCCUUCAUCCACUCCUACAAGAAAUUUACAAGGAUUUGUAUUAAGGGUCAUCAGAUUUCUAAUUCAUUUGCAUAAGUACGUUCAUCAAAUUGCACUAUUUCUUUAAGAGGGAAAAUAUUACAUACCUAAGAAAUUACUGUGAAAAAAAAUACCAUUUAAAAAGAGACAGAGCUUUACUAUUAUAGAUCUAUUUUAUGCAUAUUGUUUAUAAAGAUACAUUUACAUUUUGCUUUUAAUAUUAAAAUGUCUUUAUCAUCAAAAUGUUGACUGUAUCUACCAGAUUCUUUUUUCCUGACUUAGUUGAUAUAAUAGCAUUGCUUUUUCAAUCUGAUUUAAAAAUAACAUUGGAGUAAGAGUAUAGUUCAGCUUCACUGCAAAGAAGAUUAAUUUCCCCCUCAAGGGAAGUUUUCUGGAUCUUGAUGUGGUUGUGAAUCAACAACAAUUAUACAGGUCACUGCAUUAUUCUAUAGUGCUCAAAUUAUAAACAUCUAACUUUUAAAUACGUUUUUCAGAAAGGUGCAAAAGGCCUCGAUUUUUAUUAAAAAAAAAAAAUUAGCUUGCUGUCUUCUAAACAUUCCUGACAUUUACGGUAUCUGGAUUUGAAACAGACUGCCAGAAGAAUGAAUAUUUAUGAUUUACAUUUAUAUUAAAUAAAUAUAUGUACAUUUCAAGGUGCUCAGGAUAUGAAGUGCAAAAUUAGUUUUAUGCUUUUUUUAUAUACUUUCAUUUAUAUUGUAUGCUGAUUUCAAAUGUGAGCUGCAUAGCAGUCUUGUUUUUUUCUCUGCUGCCUCUAGCGGUAGCUUGGCACAGGACCAGAAACUCAGAUUUGCCCUGAGAUGUAAAACACUCCCUGUGUGUGGUGGUGAAGGUGGCAGAAGCAGGCUCUUUUGAUCUUGGCAAAGCUGGCAGUGAGAGACCUCAUGUGAUUGCCCUCAAGCAAGCCAAACGUUACAAAGCAACAGGGCAGAUUUUAUGGGACUGCUGUUUGGAUUAGUAUUUAUAGGGCAGCAAGUUGGAACAAGAUAGCAUUCGUCAACUUCUGACUGAGAAAGGAAAUUGUUCUUCACUGGAAAUGCUUGGUGACUUUGGAAAGCCUACUGGUAUCACUGUUCAGACAGAUCGUGCAUCUGUCCUGCUUUUUGUAUCCUGGGAGUUUGGGAGGCUGAGCCAAAAUGGAAAUGUAGGAAGCAUCUUUAUCCCCUCUUUUGCCCUAAGUAAAUAUGCUGCUAAUGACGAAGAUAUAGAAUGGUGUAAAUGGCCUGAAAAUAACACCAACGCAGGCAAAGUACUGAUCACCAUGAUCUAAAUACUAUGGCUCAGGGAAAUUCUCCAUAGUGAGAGUGAAUUAAAUCAGAGGUAGAUAACGGGUGGUAGUUCAGAUAUGCUGAAUUAGAGCUUCCAGUCUCCCAAGCCCAGUGGUGAGGGAUACUAGGAGUGAUAGCUUAGCAACUUCUGAAAGUUACCUGUCCUUACUAUAAACUGUGAAUAAAGAAUCAGGUUUUUGAUCCACUGUGGAUCUUCAAAUCUUCUCUCAAAAAUUCUCUAAGGAGAAUAGAUAGAAACAAGAAGGAAGCAUCAUUACAGGUCAUGGUGAGUUAGCCUGUCAGCAGCCAUGCUUCUAAAGAGAGUUGAAUUUGCUAGUCACUGCCUUGAACACAAUUAUGGUUCUUUCCAGUAGGAGAUAGCUCUCCAUUGGCUGCUCCUAGAAUGGUACUGCUAGGGAUCAAAGUUCAAACGUAAGAGUCAUAUACAUUUAAACCUCUGGCUUGCUUCCAACACGAUAAAUAAAACCAUAGCAGGAGAGAUGGACAAGUGUACAUUGAAUCAAACCAAUAGGACUGCAUAUCUAAAGCAACUCAAAUGUGAACUGUAUUUAUUAUCUAAACUGAAAAGGAGGGUUAUUCAUUACACCCUGAUUCCCCGUGGUUUAUAUAUUAUAUAUUUAAUCAAGGUACAAAGCUUGAACAUAAAGUGUGUUCUUAAAUCUUGCAACUUUGUGACAUGUUGCUAGAUAGAAUAGGCUAAUGCUGAUUCCAUUCUGAUGAGUUGGUUUGACAGGAGGUUUAUUCUAUGUGGAAAAGUGUGUUCAAUACUUGGCAAAUAGUAGUAAAUAACUAGGAUUCUAGAAUAUCUGCAAAGGAGAUUUGAUGACAUUGAUUUCCAGCUGUUCCUCACUUCUGCUUUCUAUGAAUGAUUUAUGAGUGGGAAACACAAUAUUUAAGAAUUUAAUGAGAAAUUCUAGAUCAAGUCAGAGUAGCAAUCCAAUGUGCCUCAAAUAAAAUGCCAUUUUUAAUUUCCUUACUGAAAAUAAGGAAAUCUACCUAUUUCAGAUUUUGAUUUCAACUGGUGCUAAUAGCUUGACAAAAAAUGAAAAUAUAGUGAUAAAUAAAAUUUAUAUUAUAGUUUAGAUAUCAUAUUGCAUUUUUCAUAAUAAAAACUUUCUUGCCAAAAUGAUAUUCAAGAACUUAGGCAUUUAUCUGUUUAAAAGUAGUAAGCCGAAUUCUGAAUGAGGUACAAGAAAAUAUAACAUUUUUAGCAUGAAUCGGGGUUUAAACUGAGAAAAAAGAUUUUUGCCAUGGGCUCUGUACUUAAUUAGACCAUUCACCCACUUCAGGGAAAAACCCUUUUUCUAAAGUCCCAAUAUUUUCUCAUGUGAAUUAUAAUCAUAAUUUUGGUUUGAGUUUAAAUAUAUUCUGCUUCUAUGGGAUUUUAUUUAUUAAAAAAGCUUGCUCAUGUCAAUUUAUGUAGGCUGUGUUAUUUUCAGAACCUCGAGGGCUUUGGUGAAAAUAUUCCAAAUCAUAAAUCACUGACUGUUUUUUGAAAACAUGACUAUAACCCAAAACAUUUGUUAACUUGAAAUUAACAUAUGUGUUCUUUUUUCCUUUCCUUUUCUUUUCUGAAUUUUAGCAGGUAUAUAUUGUAUUAUCCUCUUCUUUUUUAGAAUAGCUAUGAAACAAAAGGAGCAAAAUUUUGACCGGGCAAUUCAAUUCAGUUCAAUAUACAUACACACACAGCCUUAAAUGUCCACCAU